Molecule: messenger RNA, 10041 nt
Organism: Oncorhynchus kisutch (coho salmon)
Lineage: Eukaryota; Metazoa; Chordata; Actinopteri; Salmoniformes; Salmonidae
Product: disco-interacting protein 2 homolog C
Exons: 37
Coding region: 313-5277 (1654 amino acids)
Source: RefSeq, a predicted model, not a curated record
CAGCGCGAGUCUCAUCAUCAGCACCGCAUCGCCAGGCAAGCAGCCUCGAGACCCACCGACCAACGGACCCUCAGUGGUCCCUCAUCACAAAUACUAUAAUAACGGAGAGGAGGUAGACUCCUCACGAGACCAUGUCAGGGACCCGGUGAACAGACAAACAGAUUUAUUCUCUUUGUUCGCGUCGACGCACCGCUCGCCGCCGAGGAGGGGCCGCAGAAUAGUGCUCUCUCUCUCUCUCUGGCGGAGGAGUGGGGGAAGAGGAGAAGAGAAAGCAACAGAGAGAACCGAGGUAUUUUUCUACCGGAUAACCUAAUGGCAGAGCGCGAGGCGUCGCCGUUACCACUGGAGGUUCGCGCCCGGCUGGCGGAGCUGGAGCUCGAGCUGUCAGAGGGUGACAUCACACAGAAGGGUUAUGAGAAGAAGCGGUCUAAGCUGAUCAGGGCCUACUUCCCUCAUCCUGGAGGUAUGGAGGGUAUGUCUCACCGCCCCCCCUUUGCCCCCCCAUCUGCUGCUCGCUUCCACAGACGGCGCUCUUCUGGAACACGUGAUGAACGCUAUCGUUCAGACGUCCACAGUGAGGCGGUGCAGGCAGUGUUAGCCAGACAUGUGGAGAGCAACGUGGCAGUGCCUAUGCCCUCCAAACGACGAUCACUGGUGGUACAGACAUCCAUGGAUGCGUACACACCCCCAGGCCUGUCCCCACUGUGCUCAGACUCGUCGUCGGGCUCAGAGGAAGAGGCGGGGCCAGGCAAUGACAUGCCGGGAAUGGAACACUGGAUGACUCGCCCUGCCCACUUAGGUCCAGCCCACCUAGGCUCCACCUCCUCCUCGUCCUCGUCCACUCAGAGCGGAGGAAGUGGCAACGCAGGACGACUGGCCGACUCGCUCGCACACACACACCUCUCACACCCACACCUGGCACACGCCCACCUCACACACACACACCUGACCCAGUCACACCACGUGUCAGCUCACCACUCACAAACACACCACGGUAUAGGGCACCUGUCUCUGAAGCGUAAGGCAGCUCUGGGCAUGGCGGAGAACGGAGGCUCUCUCAGAAGAUCCUGUGAGUUCGGCUCUGAUAUGCUGUGGCCUCCACCACUGGAGUCUGACGAGAAUCACUCUGCUCCUCCUGAUGUGACUGGCUAUUCGUCUGACUCCUCCCACUCCCGCCCCCACUCAGAGCGCCACAUAGGAACCAUCGCCCGAAACACUCAGAAAUAUGGCAACGCUGAACGCAUGGAGACUGGAGACGGUGUCCCGGUCAGCAGUCGUGUGUCUGCUAAGAUCCAGCAGCUAGUGAACACUCUGAAAAUGCCUCGUAGACCUCCGCUAAGAGAGUUCUUUGUUGAUGACUUUGAAGAACUUCUAGAAGUCCAGCAGCCAGAUCCUAAGCAGCCGCGCCCGGAGGGGGCAGAAAUGUUGGCAGUAAGUGGAGAAGCCCUGGGGGUGGUGACUAACUGGCCACCCUCCCUGGAGGCAGCUCUCCAACGCUGGGGCACCAUCAGCCCUAAAGCGCCCUGUCUCACCAGCCUGGAUACCACUGGCAAACCUCUAUAUGUACUCACAUACGGGAAGCUGUGGUCUCGGAGUAUCAAGCUGGCCUAUAACAUCCUCCACAAGCUGGGCAGCAAGCAGGAGCCCAUGUUGCGACCGGGGGACAGGGUGGCGCUGGUGUUUCCUAACAAUGACCCGGUGGCCUUCAUGGUGGCCUUCUACGGCUGCCUGCUGGCUGAGGUGGUCCCUGUACCCAUAGAGGUGCCCCUCACACGCAAGGAUGCUGGCAGCCAGCAGAUUGGGUUCCUAUUGGGAAGCUGUGGGGUUACCGUGGCGCUGACCAGUGAUGCCUGCCAUAAAGGCUUGCCCAAGAGCGCUACAGGAGAGAUACCACAGUUCAGAGGGUGGCCUAAGCUGCUGUGGUUUGUGACUGAGUCGAAGCAUCUCUCCAAACCUCCUAGAGAUUGGUUCCCUCACAUCAAAGAUGCAAACAGCGACACAGCCUAUAUAGAGUAUAAAACGUGUAAGGAUGGGAGUGUCCUGGGCGUGACAGUGAUGAGGAUCGCUCUGCUGACUCACUGCCAAUCCCUCACACAGUCGUGUGGCUACACAGAAGCGGAGACCAUAGUGAAUGUUCUAGACUUUAAGAAGGAUGUGGGACUGUGGCAUGGCAUCCUCACGAGUGUGAUGAACAUGAUGCAUGUGAUCAGCGUUCCCUACUCUCUGAUGAAGGUCAACCCGUUGUCCUGGAUACAGAAGGUCUACCACUUCAAAGCCAAGGUAGCGUGUGUAAAGUCCAGGGACAUGCACUGGGCUCUGGUGGCCCACAGAGAGCAGAAGGACAUCAGCCUGAGUUCCCUCCGUAUGCUGCUGGUCGCCGACGGAUCUAACCCCUGUAACUAUCACUCUACUUCCCACCUCAAUCUAUCUUGCCCCUCCCAUCCUCUCUGCUCCUGUCCUCCUUUCAUCCCUCUUUCCUCUCCUCCUCCAGGGUCUAUUUCAUCCUGUGAUGCGUUCCUCAACGUGUUCCAGAGUAAAGGCUUGAGGUCAGAGGUCAUCUGUCCCUGUGCCAGCUCUCCUGAAGCCCUGACCGUUGCCAUCAGGAGGCCAGUGGAGGACAGUAGCCAGCCACCAGGCCGAGGGGUUCUCUCCAUGCAGGGUCUGAGUUACAGUGUGGUCCGCGUCGACACAGAGGAACGCUUGUCAGUCCUCACUGUGCAGGAUGUGGGCACUGUUAUGCCUGGAGCCGUAGUGUGUGUGGUGAAGCCAGAGGGUGUGCCUCUCCUGUGUAAGACAGAUGAGAUCGGGGAGCUGUGUGUGUGUUCUGUCGCCACGGGAACCUCUUACUAUGGAUUGACAGGCAUGACCAAGAACACCUUUGAGGUGUUCCCUGUAGCCUCAGGUGGAGGCCUGGUCAGUGAGUAUGCGUUUGUGCGUACGGGGCUGCUGGGCUUUGUGGGUCCAGGCGGUCUGGUGUUUAUCUCCGGAAAGAUGGACGGCCUCAUCAUGGUCAGCGGGCGCAGACAUAACGCUGAUGACAUCGUAGCCACCGCACUGGCCGUGGAGCCAAUGAAAUUCGUCUACAGGGGGAGGAUAGCAGUGUUCUGUGUGACCGUGCUGCGUGAUGAGCGUAUCGUGGUGGUAGCAGAGCAGAGACCAGACUCUACUGAGGAGGACAGCUUCCAGUGGAUGAGCCGCGUGCUGCAGGCGAUAGACAGUAUCCAUGGUGUGGGUGUGUUCUGCCUGGGGUUAGUUCCAGCCAACACCCUCCCUAAGACCCCCCUGGGGGGUAUACACCUGUCUGAGACCAAACAGCUGUACCUGGAGGGGGGGCUGCACCCCUGUAACGUGCUCAUGUGUCCUCACACCUGUGUUACCAACCUGCCCAAACCACGACAGAAACAACCAGAGAUUGGUCCUGCCUCUGUGAUGGUGGGGAAUCUGGUGUCUGGGAAGAGGAUCGCUAUGGCCAGCGGCAGAGACCUGGGACAGACUGAUGACAACGACCAGUUCCUGUUCCUGUCAGAGGUGCUGCAAUGGAGAUCUCAGACGACGCCUGACCACAUCCUCUACACACUGCUCAGCUCCCGGGGGCUGGUGUCCAGUUCUCUGACCUGUCUUCAGCUCCAUAAGAGGGCGGAGAGAGUUGCUGCCCUGCUGCUGGAGAGAGGAGGACUACAGGAGGGAGACCACAUAGCACUGGUCUACCCACCAGGUAUAGACUUGAUCGCAGCAUUCUACGGUUGCCUUUACGCUGGCUGUGUUCCUAUCACUGUCAGACCGCCCCACCCACAGAACAUCUCAACCACACUGCCCACAGUCAAGAUGAUCGUAGAGGUCAGUCGUUCGGCCUGUGUGAUGACCACAGCGGUCAUCUGUAAGCUGCUACGGUCGAAGGAGGCGGUCGCCACAGUGGACAUCAGGAACUGGCCUCCUGUCCUGGACACAGAUGACCUGCCAAAGAAGAAGCCUCCAGCUCUAUAUAAGCCCUGUAACCCUGAUGCCCUGGCCUAUCUGGACUUCAGUGUGUCCACUACUGGCAUGCUGGCUGGAGUACAGAUGUCCCAUAAUGCGGUGGGAGCGUUCUGCCGAUCGGUGAAGCUGCAGUGUGAACUCUAUCCCUCCAGAGAGGUAGCCAUCUGUCUCGACCCCUACUGUGGCCUGGGCUUCGUCCUCUGGUGUCUCUGCAGUGUGUAUAGUGGCCACCAGUCGAUCCUGAUCCCUCCAGUAGAGUUGGAGUCUAACCCAGCGCUGUGGCUGCUCGCUGUCAGCCAGCUCCGAGUCAGAGACACCUUCUGUUCUUACAGCGUCAUGGAGCUCUGCACUAAAGGACUGGGCCUGCAGACAGAGGCACUGAAGGCACGGGGCCUGGACCUGUCCCGUGUGAGGGCAUGUGUUGUGGUAGCAGAGGAGAGACCCAGGAUGUCUCUAACACACUCCUUCUCUAAGCUGUUUAAAGACCUGGGCCUGCACCCCCGAUCUGUCAGCACAGCAUUCGGCUGUAGGGUCAACCUGGCUAUCUGUCUACAGGGAACCUCUGGGCCGGAUCCCACUACAGUGUACGUGGACAUGAGAGCUCUGCGGCAUGAUAGGGUGCGGUUGGUGGAGAGAGGUUCUCCUCACAGUCUCCCUCUCAUGGAGUCAGGAAAGAUCUUACCUGGCGUCCGCAUCAUCAUCGCCAACCCAGAGACCAAGGGACCGCUGGGAGACUCCCACCUUGGAGAGAUCUGGGUGCACAGUGCCCAUAAUGGCAGUGGAUAUUAUAGUGGUUAUGGUGAGGAGGUCCUUCAGUCUGAUCACUUCACCUCCAGACUCAGCUUCGGAGACACAUCCACCGUCUGGGCUCGCACCGGAUACCUGGGCUUCUUACGACGUACUGAACUCACCGAUGCCAGCGGAGAGAGACAUGAUGCUCUGUAUGUUGUGGGUGCAUUGGAGGAGGCCAUGGAGCUGAGGGGGAUGAGGUACCAUCCUAUAGACAUAGAGACCUCCGUCAUCAGGACGCACAAGAACAUCAUGGAGUGUGCGGUGUUUCCCUGGACUAACCUGCUGGUAGUCGUAAUAGAACUAGAAGGCUCGGAGCAGGAAGCCCUGGACCUGGUUCCCAUGGUGACCAAGGCGGUGCUGGAGGAGCAUUACCUCAUCGUUGGGGUCGUCGUAGUAACGGACAUCGGGGUGAUCCCCAUCAACUCUCGCGGGGAGAAGCAGCGCAUGCACCUCCGGGACGGCUUCCUACAGGACCAGCUCGACCCCAUCUACGUGGCUUAUAACAUGUAACCCAGACGCCCCAUCCUGGGGGGGUGGACCUGAGUGAGGGGGAUUUGUGUGUAUGUGUGUGUUAGCAUGCGUGUGUAUGGAUAUGUGCUUGUAUAUCGCUAGUGUUCAUUUUAAAUCAAGACGUACUGUAUUUUUGAAUCUGCACAUGGUCAUAUGGUGUGGUGCCAGUUGUCUGAUCCUUUAGUUGUGCUGUGGUGGAGGUAUGGCUGUUUCUGCACCCCCGGUUAAACCUGACACCUAGACAGGAAGUCACUGUACAAAACCUUAAGGGAACACUGUGUAUCGAUAGACAGGAAGUCACUGUACAAAACCUUAAGGGAACACUGUGUAUCGAUAGACAGGAAGUCACUGUACAAAACCUUAAGGGAACACUGUAUCGAUAGACAGGAAGUCACUGUACAAAACCUUAAGGGAACACUGUGUAUCGAUAGACAGGAAGACUGACUGGACCACUAGUAGUUGUUGUUAGGAGAGAGAGAGAAAAUAUCCCUGAACAUAUCUGUUUUCUUGAUGAAAUAGACAUUAAAAAUAAAGUUAUUAAAGUAUAUUGUCAGAAGAAGACAGGGGGUUCAGAUUAGUGUAUAAAUAUAAAUAUUGUAUAUAAACAUAAUCUAUAUGGAGAGAUAACUGAAACACACUGAGGACUAGCCCUGUUAUACAGCUCUCUCCACCCACACCCUGUGUACAUGUGUGUGCAUGUGUGUGUGUGUGUGCGCGCGUGUGUGUGUGCGUGCGUGUGUGUGUGUGCGUGCGUGUGUGUGUGUGUGUGUGCGCGCGCGUGUGUGUGUGUGUGCGCACAAUGCAGUGCACUCCUCUCAUUAGAAUCACAUUCUCGAUUUGUUUCCUAAAACCCAUUGACUCCUAAAUGCCAAGUGAAUCCAUUGUUUCUAUCCUACAUUCUUUAAACAUUGUACGCAUAUGAUUAUGGUAAUAUGUGAUUCUGCUAAGCAGAGAGCCCAGUAAGUAGCAGGGGGAAAAUGUAGUUGCAAGGAGUUGUAAAACCCAGCUCUGGACCAGAGACACAAUGCUUUCUAAAUGGCCACGUUUCCUUUAAGGUACACUACUUAGGACAAGUAGGACUCCUUGUAGGGAAUCAGGUGGUAUUUGAGACACACCCACAGUGAAGUGUUCUAACAGAGACACACCCACAGUGAAGUGUUCUAACAGAGACACACCCACAGUGGUGUUCUAACAGAGACACACCCACAGUGAAGUGUUCUAACAGAGACACACCCACAGUGAAGUGUUCUAACAGAGACACACCCACAGUGAAGUGUUCUAACAGAGACACACCCACAGUGAAGUGUUCUAACAGGGACACACCCACAGUGAAGUGUUCUAACAGAGACACACCCACAGUGAGGUGUUCUAACAGAGACACACCCACAGUGAAGUGUUCUAACAGAGACACACCCACAGUGAAAUGUUCUAACAGAGACACACCCACAGUGAAGUGUUCUAACAGAGACACACCCACAGUGAAGUGUUCUAACAGAGACACACCCACAGUGAAGUGUUCUAACAGAGACACACCCACAGUGAAGUGUUCUAACAGAGACACACCCACAGUGAAAUGUUCUAACAGAGACACACCCACAGUGAAGUGUUCUAACAGAGACACACCCACAAUGAAGUGUUCUAACAAAGAGACACACCCACAGUGAAGUAUUCUAACAGAUACACACCCACAGUGAAGUGUUCUAACAAAGAGACACACCCACAGUGAAGUGUUCUAACAGAGACACACCCACAGUGAAGUGUUCUAACAAAGAGACACACCCACAGUGAAGUGUUAUAACAGAGACACACCCACAGUGAAGUGUUCUAACAGAGACACACCCACAGUGAAGUGUUCUAACAGAGACACACCCACAGUGAAAUGUUCUAACAGAGACACACCCACGGGGAAAUGUUCUAACAUAGACACACCCACAGUGAAGUGUUCUAACAGAGACACACCCACAGUGAAGUGUUCUAACAGAGACACAUCCACAGUGAAAUGUUCUAACAGACACACCCACAGUGAAGUGUUCUAACAGAGACACACCCACAGUGAAGUGUUCUAACAGAGACACACCCACAGUGAAGUGUUCUAACAGAGACACACCCACAGUGAAAUGUUCUAACAGAGACACAUCCACGGGGAAAUGUUCUAACAUAGACACACCCACAGUGAAGUGUUCUAACAGAGACACACCCACAGUGAAGUGUUCUAACAGAGACACAUCCACAGUGAAAUGUUCUAACAGACACACCCACAGUGAAGUGUUCUAACAGAGACACACCCACAGUGAAGUGCUCUAACAAAGACACACCCACAGUGAAGUGUUCUAACAAAGAGACACACCCACAGUGAAGUGUUCUUACAAAGAGACACACCCACCGUGAAAUGUUCUAACAAAGAGACACACCCACAAUGAAGUGUUCUAACAAAGAGACACACCCACAGUGAAAUGUUCUUACAAAGAGACACACCCACAGUGAAGUGUUCUAACAAAGAGACACACCCACAGUGAAGUGUUCUUACAAAGAGACACACCCACAGUGAAGUGUUCUAACAAAGAGAAACACCCACAGUGAAGUGUUCUUACAAAGAGACACACCCACAGUGAAAUGUUCUAACAAAGAGACACACCCACAAUGAAGUGUUCUAACAAAGAGACACACCCACAGUGAAAUGUUCUAACAAAGAGACACACCCACAGUGAAGUGUUCUAACAAAGAGAAACACCCACAGUGAAAUGUUCUUACAAAGAGACACACCCACAGUGAAAUGUUCUAACAAAGAGACACACCCACAAUGAAGUGUUCUAACAAAGAGACACACCCACAGUGAAAUGUUCUAACAAAGAGACACACCCACAGUGAAGUGUUCUAACAGAGACACACCCACAGUGAAGUGUUCUAACAGAGACACACCCACAGUGAGGUGUUCUAACAGAGACACACCCACAGUGAAGUGUUCUAACAGAGACACACCCACAGUGAAGGGUUCUAACAGAGACACACCCACAGUGAAGUGUUCUAACAGAGACACACCCACAGUGAAGUGUUCUAACAAAGAGUGAGGUGUUCUAACAGAGACACACCCACAGUGAGGUGUUAUAACAGAGACACACCCACAGUGAAGUGUUCUAACAGAGACACACCCACAGUGAAGUGUUCUAACAGAGACACACCCACAGUGAAAUGUUCUAACAGAGACACACCCACGGGGAAAUGUUCUAACAUAGACACACCCACAGUGAAGUGUUCUAACAGAGACACACCCACAGUGAAGUGUUCUAACAGAGACACAUCCACAGUGAAAUGUUCUAACAGACACACCCACAGUGAAGUGUUCUAACAGAGACACACCCACAGUGAAGUGUUCUAACAGAGACACACCCACAGUGAAGUGUUCUAACAGAGACACACCCACAGUGAAAUGUUCUAACAGAGACACAUCCACGGGGAAAUGUUCUAACAUAGACACACCCACAGUGAAGUGUUCUAACAGAGACACACCCACAGUGAAGUGUUCUAACAGAGACACAUCCACAGUGAAAUGUUCUAACAGACACACCCACAGUGAAGUGUUCUAACAGAGACACACCCACAGUGAAGUGCUCUAACAAAGACACACCCACAGUGAAGUGUUCUAACAAAGAGACACACCCACAGUGAAGUGUUCUUACAAAGAGACACACCCACCGUGAAAUGUUCUAACAAAGAGACACACCCACAAUGAAGUGUUCUAACAAAGAGACACACCCACAGUGAAAUGUUCUUACAAAGAGACACACCCACAGUGAAGUGUUCUAACAAAGAGACACACCCACAGUGAAGUGUUCUUACAAAGAGACACACCCACAGUGAAGUGUUCUAACAAAGAGAAACACCCACAGUGAAGUGUUCUUACAAAGAGACACACCCACAGUGAAAUGUUCUAACAAAGAGACACACCCACAAUGAAGUGUUCUAACAAAGAGACACACCCACAGUGAAAUGUUCUAACAAAGAGACACACCCACAGUGAAGUGUUCUAACAAAGAGAAACACCCACAGUGAAAUGUUCUUACAAAGAGACACACCCACAGUGAAAUGUUCUAACAAAGAGACACACCCACAAUGAAGUGUUCUAACAAAGAGACACACCCACAGUGAAAUGUUCUAACAAAGAGACACACCCACAGUGAAGUGUUCUAACAGAGAGACACAGUUUAUUUAUUUAUUUUAAAUAUGUUAGUCAUAAGUUAGUCAUUAGUCAUAAGUUAUUACUUAUGGCAUCUUAUAUGCAUGUUAUCAGUUUUCUGUGAAAAACAUUUUAGUGCUCCUUAUGCUUUGUUUACAUUCAUCUUUUGAGUUUGAUCAUUAAAAACACAACACAUUUAAUUUUUAUUUAAUUCAUCAGCUACUUUUGUCUCAGAUAGCUAUAAUGUGAUCCCAUGUAUGAAAAACAUGCAUAUCAUGACGUGUAUUUAUUUGCUUGUUAUUCUGUACUGGAGAAUGGUGAUGACAUUAUCAGCCCCUGACUGUGUGUUGGAGAGAAACGAGUCUGGUGGGUAGGGUUAAACCUGGUCCAGAAACUAGAGGUGAGAGAGACUGCAUGGUGUGUGUGUGUUCGUAUGUAUAUAUUGUGUGUAAAUAGUGUUGAUUUUGUACGGUACAGGUGUGUGUGACUGUUUUGUACACAUGAUGAAAAGAUCAAAAGGACACUUUUAUAAGAGCCUUCCAUUGGCUCAAUGUCAUACUAUACGGUGCAAUAAAGUGCUUUGAUUGGUG